Drosophila bipectinata is the source of this 1328-nucleotide messenger RNA. RefSeq lists its product as uncharacterized. Lineage: Eukaryota; Metazoa; Arthropoda; Insecta; Diptera; Drosophilidae. The record is from RefSeq and is a predicted model, not a curated record.
AUCAAGCUGAUAACUUUUUGUGCAACGAGAGUGUUAGAAUUGUUGCUCUUACCGAUCAGUUGGCCCACAAUCUCCGGUCAUGAUGCACCUGCUGCUGUUCCUCCUCAUUCCUAUAUCGCUGGCUUUUAGCGAGAAACUGCCCCUAGAACCGGAAUUCGAUGGCGUUCAGGGCGUCCUCCGGCGUGGGGCCAAUCGUGGAGACAAACUCCAGGUGUUCCAGAGCAUCUGGGGUGCCAUCCGUUCCGACUUCACCGAGGAUACGGACAAAGUUAAAGGGCUGUACGUCCAACUGGGCAACUUCGUCCGCGAUGAGAUGCAGUGCACCAGUGGAUCCACUGGUCGAACGGCUUGCGAAUUGCAGCAGGAGGUGAGGCGUCAUCUGCGCACUCUGAUGGUUCAGCGAUUGGCAAACUUGCUGAACGCCGAGGAGAGUAUUCAGUCGUACAGCAUAUACAUAGCAGCCAGUAUUGAGCCAGCUUUGGUGCGGGAUAUCCUGGUCAGAACCGUCGACGACAUCUACUUCCACCGGCCCCUGGUGCAGUUGGUGCGACAGUUUGAACAGAUCUAUGCGGAUCGCGAUGAAGUCAGCUUCAAGAUGAUGGUCGAGGCGGAGUUGGCGCUGUUCUGGAGAUAUCAAGCCCUCCACGACAGCAACGCAGACUUCCUGUUCAGCAUGGCCCACAUGGCCAGCAAGAUACGCACGCACUACAUGUACGCCAGUGUGACUCCGGACCUGCAGCGGCGGGUGGAAGCGAUGCAAAGUGCGUUGCCAUCAGUUCUGGGCCUGCUCUUCAACCCGCAAGGCUUCUGCCUGGUGAGUCGCUCCGAUCGCGAGUACAUAUACACCGCCAUCACCGACGAAUGGAACUACGGGCUGAACGGCAGGCAGGUCUUUGCUUGGCACGAGAAGAAUUAUACAGACAGCGCCGGUUUGAUUCGCGCCUUUGUCCAGGAUCAGAACUCUGGCAGGCCGGCUUUCACUCUCCGCGGGGAGCUCUUCAAGUGGUACUACUUCGUGGAUCCCACCGAGGACAACCGUGUGGCUGCCCUUCGGUCCGGCAGCCCCAGCUCGUCCACCAGUUCCUGGAGCAUAAGCUACGUGGGCGACGCUCUGAUCUUCCGGCAACGUGAUCUCACCAUGUGCGUCGCCGAAAAAAGGGACUCCGAUCGGCGUUUGGUGAAGAUGCUGCCGGGCCAGAUGCACACACCCCCGUCGGAGCAGUGCCAGUGGAUGCCCAUCGACUGUGCCACGCCAAUGUGAAAGGGAUAGAAACAGUGGGAAUAAUGGCUUUCAAGAUAAUGGAAAAUAAAAGAUACUUCCCAGCACA